AUGGAUGCACCGCUCCCCGCACGUUUCGAACCGGAUGCUGCUUCGGUCGGAUGUGACGAUAACGGAACUACUCCGCCGCCUUUAGACCCCUUUACGGCUCUUGCUCGCUAUGAAAUCGAAGCUGGCCGCGGUAAUGAGGGCACAAAAGUGCUCAUGGUAGAGUGGGAGGACGUUCGAAAAGGAGGAGAACCUCGUCGAGAUUGGCAUGUGUCAUGGCCAGGCAAGAGAACCGUGCUUCCUGCAGAGGAACAAUCUGAUUCUACAUACCGUCUCUACUUUUUAAUUCCCCCUGGGGACCCUAUUCCCCCAACGGUUACAGUUUCGCAUGUGUCUUCGUCCAACACUGAGUCCAAGGACAAUGAUACGAGCGGGGCGGACCAGGACACGAUACGCAUAAACCCUUUGCCCGCGAUUUUCCCGCCGCAGCUGGGUCUUUCUGUGCAAACAUCGGGGCGAAAAGGUGUAUACCAUACAAUAUGGGCAAAGAAGCGCCUGUCUGUCCUUCAAAGGGAGAUUGAUCAUGAAAUGCAGGCGAACAUCGAGGGUGUGGCAUUGGAAAUGGCGAUGCAAGAAAAGGACUGGAUUGAGAAAACGUUUGGAAUUUCCUCCCGGCCAUUGAGCAUCGCCAUUCCCAAUCCUGGACUCGGCAACCGUCCUUUGACACCUCUGAGCCCAGGCAGUCCCCGAUCACCUGGGGGAAGCCGUUUGUCGGAGAUGCUGAGAGGCUUGAAGAUCGGUACGACCGAGGAGGAGCUCAGUACAAGGCGCCAAGCCAACCACGGUUCCUCUUCACUCAAGCUGGAAACACCGCUGGAGGCCGACGCUCACGAUGAUCCAUCAAACGAGUCCCAUCCGUUUUCACCAGAGGCGGCCGAUGUCGCCAUUUCCUCUUUCAGCACGUUUCAUGGAACCGAUGCACCUAGACCUCAAACUCAUAAUAAUGGGCCACUCAAAAGGUUUGUCGCCCAGUCGCCACCUCUGUCGGUCCAGCAACAGCAACGGCAAAACAACGGUCUUGCUUCACUGGAUGCAGCCAUCCUCCCAUCUGAACCUUUUCUCCCUCCGCCACCGCCACCACCACCAUCAGCAGCAUUGGGCGGCAUGAAUCGGCUGCAAGAAGAAGAGGACGACCUUUUCGCCAAGCCUCUGAGUCCGCGGAGUCCUGAUAUGCCCAAAAGUCCAUUUUCUUUUGCCACUGCAGACACAUUUGCCUACAUCAAAGGAGCAAAGUCUUGA
Molecule: messenger RNA, 1236 nt
Organism: Xylona heveae TC161
Lineage: Eukaryota; Fungi; Ascomycota; Xylonomycetes; Xylonales; Xylonaceae
Exons: 2
Coding region: 1-1236 (411 amino acids)
Source: RefSeq, a predicted model, not a curated record